Messenger RNA from Lemur catta (Ring-tailed lemur), 1328 nucleotides. RefSeq names its product C-X9-C motif containing 4 (gene CMC4). The coding region runs from base 851 to 1108 and encodes 85 amino acids. The record is from RefSeq and is a predicted model, not a curated record. NCBI's taxonomy places the organism in Eukaryota, Metazoa, Chordata, Mammalia, Primates, Lemuridae. The transcript is spliced from 2 exons. Gene Ontology annotation, cellular component: mitochondrial intermembrane space.
AUCCUAGGUUUUGCUCCAGUGUUUCCCAUCCCAGUACUGACCUAAUUUGGAUCUACUGAGAACUUAGGAGGCUCUGAAAAAAAAAAGAGAUUUGCAUUGAUGAAAUUAGCUACAGAGGCUCCUGGGCCUUUUUUCUUUCUGAAAUUGUCUUCAAAUUAGUAGAAGUUGAUCAAAAUUUUGGGCACCUAAAUUCAUUCUCUGGUUACAGAUAUUUUAAAUAAGCUGGCUUCUAUAAGAACUUUAAAAAAAAUUAGUGCUUAACUGGCACCUUUUUCAGGAAGUAAUAGCAUCAAAUAUUGCUGAUUCCUAGGAAAGCAUUUACUACUUGUAUAUAAUUUCUUGAGUUAAAGUAGUCAUAACAGUUUAUAUACAUUAAAAGUAAGGUUUUACUUUUUUAAAAAGUCUUGAAUAAUAGCUACCAUGUAUUGAGUCCUUACGGCCUCCCAGGCACCAUUGUGUGCACUUUAUAUACUUUAUCACAUUUAAUCCUUUUGUCAAUGUUUUGAGGCAGGUAUGAUUCCCAUUUCAUACAUGAGUAAUAAAGAAAAAGGCUCAAGGAGUUUAAUCAUUUACCAGGGGUUUCUUCUGUGAAUGACAGAGCCGGGCUGCGGUGUAGGCUCCUCUAGUCUAACAUUGGUUUACAAUAUUCAAGACGAGUUGAUUGAAUUCAAAGUUUUUUCCAUGUAAAGCUAUUCAUAUCUUCCAAACCUAAUGAAAUGGAUAUUAUAAAAAUAUGGUUGAUGCAUCCUAUAAAUGGGAAGAGUAUUUUUUAGUGUAAUUUUCCAGCAAUUGUAUGGGCAUACUACUUGUCUCAGAAGAAAAUUCCAUGUAGAAGGGUUUUUAAGUCUUUAUGGGAAAAAAGCAAAAUAAAAAUAAUUUUUCUUGUUUUAGUUUUCUGGAUAUGCCGCAGAAGGAUCCGUGCCAGAAACAAGCCUGUGAAAUACAGAAAUGUUUACAAGCCAACAACUACAUGGAAUCGAAGUGUCAGGCUGUCAUCCAAGAACUGCGUAAGUGUUGUGCUCAAUAUCCCAAGGGAAGAUCUCUCGUCUGUUCGGGAUUUGAAAAAGAAGAGGAAGAAAACCUGACACUGAAGUCUGCAUCAAAGUAAAGUUCUGCUGAGAAGUUAAAUGCUGCUCUAUGUUUCCACCAAGAGAAUUUUAUUUAUCUUCCUAACUUUCUUCAGGCCAGGUAGCAGCCAAUAAAAAAUGAAAAAGUCAACUGUAAAAGUUAAUGAAUAUACCAUCUAUGCAGAACAGGCAGAAAUAUAAAUAUAUUAAAAGACAAAUAUGUAGAAUGUAAUAAAACUGAGCUUCUAAAAUAAACUUAAG